GCACAGGGGAGAUGCUACCUCACACUCGGCAUCCCAUUGCCAUCUCUUGCACUAAUAAGAUACACGCGUUUACAUUACAACGUCAACGUCAAUCAUAAACUAUACGCGUAAUUAAAUUUUCAAAGAUUAACAGACAUCGGCCGCCCAAGGAUUGCAACAUGAUGUUCCUGGGAUCAUCGUUAAUGAUACUGGCAGUAUCCACCCUAACCUCAGCCCGUCCAGAGCCACCAACUGGUCAAUAUCUACCCCCGGAUCAGCAGUACGGGCCACCACGUAAAAACGACUAUCCCGGUGGUGGCCAACCAGGCCAAAAUAUACAAAACGGUGGAUUUGGGGGAAAUCAAUACCUACCACCGAAUCAGCAAUAUGGACCACCCGGAGGUAGAGCCGGCGGUGGUUACGAUGAUGGAUACAAUGACACACCGGCUAAAUACGAAUUCGAGUACAUGGUGAAUGAUGCUGAUAGUGGAAAUGACUUUGGACAUAAAGAGAGUCGUGACGGUGAUGUGGCGCGUGGUAUCUACUACGUCUUGUUGCCUGACGGUAGACGUCAGACAGUCGAGUACAUUGCCGAUCAAAAUGGCUUCAGACCGGUAGUCAGUUACAUGCAAGAGGGCACGGGAAAUGGCUACCGAAAUGAUGGCGGUACUGGUUACCCAAGUGGAAACAAUGGUUAUCGUUAUUAGUUUCAUACAUGGACAACGACUAUUGGGCCUAUUGCCACAUUAAGAUCUUAACUGUAAUAUCCCACUACAAGACCUAUACCUCGCAUCAAUGAUUGCAGUUUAACCCGACAUUCGUUAUUAUUGAAAUAAUCAUUGAACUGUACAUUAUUAACUACAAACAAGUACCGAUUUAAAACAAAAAGAAAAUAAGCGAUAAUGAAAUCGCGAUAUUACUAUUUUCCAUUGCCACGUGAUAUGAUAUAUUAAGUCAAUAUAUCUCUCUCGUUAGGUGGAAAUAAUGUUGAAUUCCCAGUGCGACAAUAUCGCUACACUGCCAUACCGUACACAUUAGUCAUAAAUAUUUCCUAAAGAUUUUUUUUAUGUGCAUUCUCGUUAGUUACGGAAACAUGUACUACUGUUUGUAAAAUAGCUCAACGUUGAUAUCGCUGAAUUAUGUAGAGAUAAUAUCAUUUAAAUUUCCUAUUGACUUUUUUUUUAUCUUCACGGUUCAAUCCACUUUGUUCAAUGUAUUAUAUAUUUUACAUAUAAAAUAUUUAUAAAUUGCA
Messenger RNA from Diachasmimorpha longicaudata, 1231 nucleotides. RefSeq names its product pro-resilin-like. The coding region runs from base 159 to 686 and encodes 175 amino acids. NCBI's taxonomy places the organism in Eukaryota, Metazoa, Arthropoda, Insecta, Hymenoptera, Braconidae. The transcript is spliced from 3 exons. Gene Ontology annotation, cellular component: extracellular matrix. The record is from RefSeq and is a predicted model, not a curated record.